AGUGAGCAACCAAAACCAGAUGGAGGGAGAAAAAUAUGGAGGCCAUGUACUAGUGCUCCCAUAUCCAGGCCAAGGCCACAUAAACCCUCUUCUCCAAUUUGCUAAACGCCUAGCCUCCAAAGGUGUCAAAGCUACACUAGCCACAACCCAUUACACUGUCAAAUCCAUUUGUGCACCCAAAGUUGGGGUCGAGUCCAUCUCCGAUGGGUUCGACCAGGGUGGCUUCGCUCAGGCUCGAAACGAGGAUGUAUACCUAAAAUCAUUCAGAGAGAAUGGCUCAAGAACUCUAUCUGAGCUCAUCCAGAAGUACAAAAACUCAAGCUCCCCAGUAAAUUGUGUGGUCUAUGAUUCAUUUCUACCAUGGGCUCUUGAUGUUGCUAAGCAAAAUAGCAUAUUUGGAGCAGCAUUUUUCACGAACUCAGCCACUGUUUGUGCUAUUUUCUGUCGCAUACACCAUGGUUUGUUGAGUUUGCCUGUGAAGAUUGAAGAUACACCCAUGAUGAUUCCUGGUCUGCCUCCUUUGAACUUUCCUGAUCUGCCAAGCUUUCUGAAAGCACCUGAAAGUUACCCUGCUUACCUGAAAAUGAAAUUGAGUCAGUUCUCUAAUUUGGAUCAGGCUGAUUGGAUUUUUGGCAACACCUUUGAGACAUUAGAAAGCGAGGCGGUAGAAAGUGUAUCAGAGCUAUGGCCAGGAGAGUUGAUCGGGCCAAUGGUCCCAUCGGCAUACUUGGAUGACCGGAUUGAUGGAGACAAAGGAUAUGGAGCAAUCCAGAGAGUCACUUAUCACAGGAGUCCAUCNCCAUGGGCUCUUGAUGUUGCUAAGCAAAAUAGCAUAUUUGGAGCAGCAUUUUUCACUAACUCAGCCACUGUUUGUGCUAUUUUCUGUCGCAUACACCAUGGUUUUUUGAGUUUGCCUGUGAAGAUUGAAGAUACACCCAUGAUGAUUCCCGGUCUGCCUCCUUUGAACUUUCCUGAUCUGCCAAGCUUUCUGAAAGCACCUGAAAGUUACCCUGCUUACUUGAAAAUGAAAUUGAGUCAGUUCUCUAAUUUGGAUCAGGCUGAUUGGAUUUUUGGCAACACCUUUGAGACAUUAGAAGGCGAGGCGGUAGAAAGUGUAUCAGAGCUAUGGCCAGGAGAGUUGAUCGGGCCAAUGGUCCCAUCGGCAUACUUGGAUGACCGGAUUGAUGGAGACAAAGGAUAUGGAGCAAGCAUCAACUUCCAUUCUUAA
Messenger RNA from Ilex paraguariensis (yerba mate), 1228 nucleotides. The record is from the annotation of a GenBank genome assembly. NCBI's taxonomy places the organism in Eukaryota, Viridiplantae, Streptophyta, Magnoliopsida, Aquifoliales, Aquifoliaceae.